Molecule: messenger RNA, 1181 nt
Organism: Bombyx mori (domestic silkworm)
Lineage: Eukaryota; Metazoa; Arthropoda; Insecta; Lepidoptera; Bombycidae
Product: corepressor interacting with RBPJ 1
Exons: 5
Coding region: 181-915 (244 amino acids)
Biological process (GO): negative regulation of DNA-templated transcription
Cellular component (GO): nucleus
Molecular function (GO): transcription corepressor activity
Source: RefSeq, a predicted model, not a curated record
AAGGCUGUAUGGGUUAGAUCCCUUUGGCGUGCAUAAUAAGGAAAAAUUGUACUAAAAAAAAAUGUUUAUGGGUUAUAUGGGGCUGAAACGUAACUUUUCAUAAAAGAUAGAUAAAUAUCACUAUACGUUCAGAGCUUGGUUCAGAAGUUUCGUGAAACACAGCUAGUUGUAAAAAACAAAAUGGGAAAGGGAUUCAAUAACUAUAUGUGUAAAAAAUUCUUCCAUCCCGCUUCAAGAGACAAUUUGAAAAGGGUAUGGAUGGCAGAACAGAAAACAGAUGCAUACAAGAAAAAACAAGAAGAAUUGCGAUUACAAUAUGAAAAAGAACAGGAUCUACAUGAGAACAAAGCAUUACUAAGUAAAGAAAGUAAAGACAAAUUGAGUUUAAACUUCAUGUAUGAGCCUCCUCCUGGUGUAAAGAAAGAAAGGGAAAGAGAAGACAAUGAACCAGAAUAUAAAUUUGAAUGGCAAAGGAAAUACAAUGCUCCUAGAGAAAGCUAUUGUAAAGGAGACAAUGAAAUCAGAGAUCAGCCUUUUGGUAUACUUGUCAGGAAUGUAAGAUGCAUUAAGUGUCAUAAGUGGGGACAUAUCAAUACAGAUAAGGAAUGUACAAUGUAUACACUGUCCAUGAGUGAGGCACGUGCAUUACAAGCAUCGACUUCAACUCCUGAAGAAAAGGAAGAAAAACCAGAUGUACCAACUCUCAUGCAACAGAUGCGUGACACGGGCCUCAUCAUGAAACCGGGAGCACUGCCUCUGACUGCUGCUAAGGUUGAAGAUAAUGACUCUACUAAUCUUACUGAGCAUGACCUGAUCAGUCAACUAAGCAAAAAACAAAAGAAAAAGUUAUUGAAGAAAUUGGAAAAAUUGGAAAAGAAGAAGGAGAAGAAACUCAGGAAUAAAUCAAAACACUGAACAAAAAUGAAUUAACUCUCCAUACAAAUAAAUUAGAAGGACAGAAGAAUGUUAACAAUAUAUUUCAGUCAUUCUGCUUAGCACUUUUCUUAAUAAUUGCUUGAAUGAAGCCAAUUUUUUUCUCUGUCAAUAGUUUUUUUAGUAGCCACUGAUUGGCACUGAUGAAGUACAUAUUACCAAUAACUACUAAAUAUUUUUUUAUAUAUAAAAUUAAUAAAAUAAAAUUUAUGAUAAUGGUCGAAUUUCGAUCAUUCCGGGAACACAAA